Apis laboriosa (Himalayan honeybee) is the source of this 2529-nucleotide messenger RNA. RefSeq names its product midnolin-A-like. The record is from RefSeq and is a predicted model, not a curated record. The transcript has 5 exons. Lineage: Eukaryota; Metazoa; Arthropoda; Insecta; Hymenoptera; Apidae. Gene Ontology annotation, molecular function: protein binding. The coding region runs from base 69 to 2276 and encodes 735 amino acids. Gene Ontology annotation, cellular component: nucleus.
ACGUGGGUCUGAACGAAGUAGGUGUGCGAAGUUGGCGACACGGUUCCAUUGGUGUCGAUAGUUGCAGAAUGGACGGUAACACGGAUCCACCGUCGGACGUGACAGCAAUGGAUAGUGAGAAUAAUAAAAGAUCAAAGACUCAACGAAAUUCUAAUGAUAUGACUAAUACUGCAUCAUCCGGGACGACUACCUCUAGUGCCACAUAUUCUACGACGCAAUCCGAUCAACCAAGAGAAUAUUGCAGUCAACGCUCAAUAAGGGCUGGUUCAGCUUCUCCACUCCCUACAAAUUCCUCCUCGUUGUCUUCUUCGUCGUCAUCGUUAUCAUCCUCCUCCUCCUCCACACCGCCACUACAGCCGGGGUGUGGCUGCGUUGCUGCCACUGUCCUCGAACCUGACGAAAUUACUAUCAGCAUCACGCCGACCACCGGUGGACAAUUUGACCUUACAGUCGAUCGUACUGAUACCGUUGAGAACCUUAAGAAGAUCAUCUCGAAGAGGCUGAAGGUCGCAAAGGAACGUAUUUGUUUACUACAUCGUGAAAGACAAUUGCGCGAGGGAACACUUGAGGAAAAUCGUUUGCAAGAUGGCAGUCGACUCACAUUGCUUCCGAGCGUAGAAACCGGCCUAUUAGCACAACGACCGGAACAAAGUGUGAUGCAAGCAUUAGAAAGUUUAAAUGAUUCUCAAGUGAACGAUUUCCUUUCUGGCAAAGCCCCUUUGAAUCUUACCAUGCGAUUGGGGGAUCACAUGAUGUUGAUACAAUUACAAUUAUCCACUGUAACUCCGGCCUCACCAACAGCCAAUCAAACAACUAAUAAUACAACCGGAUUAACUAUCGGUGGAAACAGUUCUAAUGGAUCUAACUUAUCAACCAACCAUGUUUCAACUUCUUUGCAAAGUAGACGAUCUACUGUCCUGGCUGCACGUUCUAAUAAUUCUGCGAAAUUACAAAGUGGUACUGCAGCUGCGAGGACAUCUUCUUUGAUAAGCAGUUUGGCUUCAGCAUUACAUGCAGCAGCCAGUUGUAGUACCAGUCUCUCGACAGCUACUACUACAACUAGUCCAGUUUGUUCGAGUCGUGCUACAACUGUUUCUUCCAUUUCCUCGUCGUCCUCGUACUCACCAAUUAGUCCUUCACAUUCGUCUCUUUGCGCUAAUCAACCACCAUCCGCUCGAAAUAGUAACAGCCAUGGCUCAAUAUCGUCUAAUGGAAAUUCUAAUGCCUGUCAAUCUUGCCUUCUAUAUCACCAUCACCAUCAUCAUCAUCAUAGUCAUCAUCAUCACCAUCACCAUCAUCAUCACCAUCAUCACUCAAGAAAUAAACCUAUCAGUUUAUCCAAUAGCAACCAAUCUCUUUCAUCCUCUAUGGACCAUUUGCAACAAUCUACCUCUACAGGACACGGAUGUAUAGAACCAGUAUCCUAUGACAUAAUUCCGCCGAGAAAAAAACUCUGUCCUGCUCAUCAUCAUGGUCAACAAUCUAAUGAUACAGACUCCUCAAGAAGUAAUAUAAUGGAUGGCGAUAUCAAUCUCCAGAGUCCUACUUCUUCAUUAACUGAACAAAAUUCAAAGGCUGCAACUUUAGACACCAGGGCGCUAGCUGAAGCUUCUCGUAACUUGACGCAGAAACUGAAGCAACUCUCUUCUGAGGUACUCACCUCACGGGUCGACCUCGCAGAGGAAAAUGCAAGACGCAGACAAGGUGCAAUAAUAGAGAGUAUGCAUCAUCAUGGAAAAGGUGUAUAUUCUGGUACAUUUAGUGGGACCUUGAAUCCAGCUCUUCAGGAUAGACAUGGACGUCCUAAACGAGAUAUAAGUACCAUUAUUCAUAUUCUUAAUGAUUUAUUAUGUGCUACACCAGCUGCCACUGCAAGUCAUUAUAGGCAUCAUCAUAGACAUACUAGCAAUCGCCAACAGUCAUCAACCUCUCCGUCCUCGAAUGGAGUGACAACUAAUGUGAAUGGUGCCUCUACGUCUAUUGUUGGUUGUCACAAUUCCUCUAAUCCUGGUUAUUCUACUGAAGAAUUAUCGAAAGAAAAUGAAGCAACUAAAGGAAAAAUGAGACGUCUACGAUUAGUAAUGGAACAACGACGUGCUAGAAGGAAAGCUAGAAGACAAGCUGGGGCAGCACCAUAUACUACACAAUGGGCGGCGGUAACACCAGAUCCAGAUCCAAACCAUGAUCCAAACACGUCAAGUACCACUGCAAAUGCAACAGAAUCUCAAAACGAGCCAGACUUGCAACCUUGUAGUCCUGAACCAGUUGUAGCUUGAACAUGUGAUUUAACGAAGAGUAGUAAUUAUAUAAUGUAAAUCCAAUUUUUAACUAGCACACUGAUUUAUUGAAGAGCAAAUGGACAGAUUCUAUCGCUUUUCACCGCAUAUAUUUGCUUUUUUAUACCAAGAAGAAUUCAUUUUGAACUAAUUUCCACUAAUUUUAUUUAUAUAAAAAAAAAUUAAAAAAUUGAAGUUAUUUUAAUUACAUUUAAAAAGAUUGGGCAUAUUAUCUUAUUCUUAACAUAUGAAA